GCCGUCUCCGGCGCCGAAUGUGGAGAUCUGGUGAUUAGAGGAAGAGAUCAACAAAUAUGGCUCCUGUGAGUAGUAAAGCAGAGAAGAAAACAGCAGCAGAUGCUGCUGCUUGGAUGUUCAAUGUCGUCACUUCUGUUGGUAUCAUCAUUGUCAAUAAAGCUUUGAUGGCCUCUUAUGGUUAUACCUUUGCUACAACCUUAACCGGUUUACAUUUCGCCUUUACAACUCUUAUGACCAUUGUUCUACGAUGUCUUGGUUACAUUCAGCCUUCUCAUCUUCCCUUCACCGAGCUUCUCAGAUUUAUUCUCUUUGCUAACUUCUCCAUUGUUGGGAUGAACGUUAGUCUUAUGUGGAACUCUGUCGGUUUUUAUCAGAUUGCAAAGCUCAGCAUGAUUCCUGUUUCCUGCUUGUUGGAAAUGGUGUUAGAUAAGAUCCGUUACUCCAGAGACACCAAGCUUAGCAUUGGACUCGUUCUUGUUGGUGUUGGUGUCUGCACUGUCACUGAUGUUAGUGUCAAUACCAAAGGCUUUCUUGCUGCUUUUGUUGCCGUCUGGACUACUUCUCUCCAACAAUACUAUGUACAUUACCUUCAGCGCAAGUACUCGCUUAGCUCAUUCAACCUAUUGGGACAUACCGCUCCAGCACAAGCCGCAACGUUGCUGGUUGUUGGUCCAUUUCUUGAUUAUUGGCUCACAGAAAAAAGAGUAGACAUGUACGACUACAACUUGGUCUCCGUGCUGUUUAUAACCCUCUCGUGCACAAUAGCCAUCGGGACCAAUUUGAGCCAGUUCAUCUGCAUCGGGAGAUUCACAGCGGUGUCAUUUCAAGUCCUGGGGCACAUGAAGACAAUCCUGGUGCUGGUGAUGGGAUUCUUCUUCUUUGGUAGAGAAGGUCUAAACUUGCACGUGGUUAUUGGAAUGAUUAUUGCAGUUCUUGGUAUGAUCUGGUACGGUAAUGCCUCUUCCAAGCCAGGAGGCAAAGAGCGACGAAGCUAUUCUCUUCCAACCACUCGUCAACAGAAACUCGGAGCUGCUUCGGAUUCUGAUGACAACGAAGACAAAGCCUAGUAUUAGAGCAUCUCCAUCCCCACUUCAAAUUUUACUCCUAAUUUUACUCUAUUUAUAAAAUAAAUGGAGUGAGAAAUAGAGUAAUAAACAAAAAAUAAAAGCAUUACUCUAGUAAUGCUUUUAUUUUUUGUUCACUAUUCCAUUUUCCAUAAAAUAUGGAGUGGGGAUGGAGAUGUUCUUAGUAAUAGCAAGUAGUAAAUGAUCAGAAACAUCUACAUCUCUGUUUUGAUUCAUGGUUUAGCCUUAAUUUAUGAUCUUCGCAGACGGAUGAAAUUGUUUUGCAAUGUUUUUGCGGAAUUAACGGAUAGCUUCUCAUAAUAUAUGAAAUCUCUUUUUACUACCAAACCAAA
This is a messenger RNA of Raphanus sativus (radish), 1417 nucleotides long. RefSeq names its product UDP-rhamnose/UDP-galactose transporter 6. Gene Ontology annotation, cellular component: Golgi apparatus. NCBI's taxonomy places the organism in Eukaryota, Viridiplantae, Streptophyta, Magnoliopsida, Brassicales, Brassicaceae. The transcript has 6 exons. The record is from RefSeq and is a predicted model, not a curated record. Bases 57 to 1067 code for a protein of 336 amino acids. Gene Ontology annotation, molecular function: antiporter activity; UDP-galactose transmembrane transporter activity.